AUGUCAACAUCGCUUAGUUUAAUUAGAUUACAAGAAGAAAGAAAACAAUGGAGAAAGUCCCAUCCAUAUGGUUUUUACGCUAGACCUAAAAAGGAAGCAGACGGAUCCUUGAAUUUGAAAAGUUGGGUUGCAGGUAUCCCAGGCAAAGAUGGCACUCCUUGGGCAGGUGGUUUAUAUCCAGUCACUAUCUUAUUCCCAGACGAAUAUCCAUCUAAACCUCCAAAGGUUCAGUUUGAACAAGGCUUUUACCAUCCAAAUGUUUAUCCUUCCGGGACCGUGUGUUUGAGUAUUUUAAAUGAUGAACAAGCAUGGAGACCUACACUUACGUUGACACAAAUACUUCUUGGUGUGCAAGAACUCUUGGAUAAUCCAAAUACAAAAUCGCCCGCUGGUGACUCAUACAGGGCUUUCAACGAACGUCCUGAAGAAUACAAAAAGAAAGUUAUAGAGCAAGCCAAAAGGUACGCACAAACAGACUAG
Messenger RNA from Candida tropicalis MYA-3404, 480 nucleotides. Its product is annotated as E2 SUMO-conjugating protein. The record is from RefSeq and is a predicted model, not a curated record. The coding region runs from base 1 to 480 and encodes 159 amino acids. Lineage: Eukaryota; Fungi; Ascomycota; Pichiomycetes; Serinales; Debaryomycetaceae. Gene Ontology annotation, biological process: protein sumoylation. The transcript has a single exon. Gene Ontology annotation, cellular component: nucleus. Gene Ontology annotation, molecular function: SUMO conjugating enzyme activity.